Messenger RNA from Aspergillus neoniger CBS 115656, 7053 nucleotides. RefSeq names its product ketoacyl-synt-domain-containing protein. The transcript is spliced from 12 exons. The record is from RefSeq and is a predicted model, not a curated record. Gene Ontology annotation, molecular function: phosphopantetheine binding; fatty acid synthase activity; 3-oxoacyl-[acyl-carrier-protein] synthase activity. Gene Ontology annotation, biological process: secondary metabolite biosynthetic process; fatty acid biosynthetic process. NCBI's taxonomy places the organism in Eukaryota, Fungi, Ascomycota, Eurotiomycetes, Eurotiales, Aspergillaceae. The coding region runs from base 1 to 7053 and encodes 2350 amino acids.
AUGGAUUUCAAAGAUUCACCUGCCCCGGCGCUGUCCGUGCAGCUCCCGAAUGAGCCUGUGACCCAUGGUAAAACUGACAGCCCCUUGGAGCCGAUAGCAAUAGUUGGAUUUGGAUUGCGUCUACCUGGGGCAAUUCAUACCGGGGAAGAACUCUGGAAGCUUAUCACAGAGAAGCGGUCCACGCGAAGCAAGAUACCCCAAAGUCGGUUUAAUGUGAACGGAUUCUAUAGCCCAACUGGACGAGCAGGAUCGGUCACGAUGAAACAUGGACACUUUCUCGCAGAGAGUGAUAACCUCAAAUAUUUUGAUACUUCCUUCUUCUCGAUGAGUCCAAAGGAGGCGGACGAUGUUGACCCCCAGCAACGGAUGCUGCUCGAAGUUGUCUACGAAUGCAUGCAAUCCUCAGGUCAAGUGAACUGGCGCGGCAGCAAAAUUGGCUGUUAUGUUGGAGUCUGGGGCGAGGACUGGUUGGAUCUCCAUGCCAAGGAUAUCCAGGAUGCAGGGAUGUUCCGAGUCCUUGGAGGGCACGAUCUGUCCCUCUCUAAUCGAAUAAGUUACGAAUACGAUUUGAAAGGCCCCUCUUUCACCAUCAAAGCCGGGUGUUCAUCGUCCUUGAUUGCUUUGCAUGAAGCUAUCCGAGCCAUUCGUGCGGGCGAUUGUUCCGGGGCACUGGUUGCGGGUACGAAUCUUAUUUUCUCGCCCACAAUGUCCAUUGCCACGGCGGAGCAAGGUACACUAUCACCUGACGGUUCGUGCAAAUCUUUCGAUGUGGCAGCGAACGGAUAUGCCAGGGGGGAAGCCAUCAAUGUCAUCUAUGUCAAGUCCCUUGGAGAGGCGAUCAAAAUUGGCGAUGCAAUUCGUGCCGUCAUCAGGGCGACUGCGACGAAUUUCGACGGCGGAACGCCAAGAAUGGCGACGCCCAGCUCUGAUGCACAUGAGGCAUUGGUCCGUCAAGCAUAUCGAGAAGUGUCGCUCAACCCUAAGCAAACCGUUUUUGUUGAGGCUCAUGGGACAGGUACACCUGAUCCAGUCUACAUUGGAAGCGUCAAGCCGAACCUGGGCCAUAGUGAGGGCGCUUGCGGGGUAUCGUCAGUUGUGAAGGUCAUACUGGCGUUGGAGAAUAUGAGAAUUCCAGCGAACAUAAAUUUCUCGAUUCCGAACUCGAAAAUUCCCUUCAAGGAGGCUAACAUGGAGGUCCCAGUCGACGUGAUGAAAUGGCCGUCCAAUAAGCCGCUGAGAGCGAGCGUAAACUCCUUUGGUAUUGCGGGAGCAAAUGCACAUGUCAUUCUCGAGAGUGUUACACCUUCCAUGUCUCAAAAUACUACCCCCAACGCCGAUAGCCAGGACCCUAAGGCCAUCCGUGGAAGCUUAAAGUCGCUUCCCCAUCCUCGGAAGUUCAUCCACGUAAUAUCAGCAGCACACCCAGUGUCACUGACACAGAGUCUACUCGAGCAUGAACGAUAUAUCCGUUGCAAUCCGUCUCUGAUGGCGGAAAUAUCAUACACUUUGUGCAAUCGGCGGGAACACCUAGCUAACAGAGUCUACUGUGUCACCAGUACAUCACACGAUGCCUUGGUCUUCUCUCGCUUGACCAAAAUCAAGGAGAAGCCCACGAUAACAAUGGCCUUCCCUGGUCAAGGGUCCCAAUGGGCAGGAAUGGCCAAAGAGCUGAUAAUUGACUAUCCCUCCUUCGACGAAGACAUUACUGAUAUGAGCGCCGUACUGGCCAGACUGGAACAUGCCCCUUCUUGGAAUCUCAGAGACGAACUGUUGGGGCCAGAACGCACUAGCAAUUUAACCAAGUCAGAGUACUCCCAGCCGCUAGUCACGGCUGUUCAGGUGGCAUUAGUGAACCUUCUCCGUCAAUGGGGCAUUCGGCCUGACGCAGUAGUUGGUCACUCCAGUGGAGAGAUCGCAGCCGCUUACGCUUCAAGGGCGAUCACAGCCGGGGAAGCAAUAACAAUCGCAUAUUACCGUGGGUACCUGACCAAAGGAUACCCACGACCGGGUGGGAUGGCCACCAUAGGGCUUGGCUAUAAGGAAGUCGCCCGCUAUUUGACUCAAGGGAUCGUGAUAGCGUGCGAAAAUAGCCCGCAGAGUAUUACGCUAUCAGGGGAUCUUGGUGUCUUGGAAAAGGCCUGUGAAGCAAUCAAGAGAGACAAUCCGGGGUGUUUCGUUCGUAGGUUGAAUGUGGAGAUGGGAUAUCAUUCUCAUCAUAUCCUGGAUAUUGGCGAAUUCAUUGAGUCCUUCCUGUGCCAGCAUGUCCACAGCAAGGUUCCUGUAGUGCCCUUUUUCUCGAGUGUCUACGAAAAGAGAAUAGAAGGGCCAGGUCGUUUAGAUGCGGGCUACUGGCGAGAAAACGCGGAAAAGCCGGUCCUAUUCUAUGGUGCUGUCAAGCAUUUGAGGGACAGCGAAGGAUCCACCGAGCAUCUUUUCCUCGAGAUGGGUCCACAUAGUGCCCUCAAAGGGCCGCUCCGACAGAUUUCCCAAGAAGCUAACCGGUUUAAAGACAUUUACCUCGCAGCCAUGACCAAAGGUAAGGACUGUACCGAAUCCAUACUUCACAUGGUCGGGGAGCUAUACUUGAACAAUGUAUCAUUGGAUUUCCAGAAGAUCUGCCCAGCAAGGCGCUUGCUCACUAACUUGCCACUAUACCAGUGGCACCAUGAGCAUGAGUAUUGGUCUGAAAGCAGAAUGUGCAAAGAGUGGAGGUCCCGUAAAAUUCCUCACCACGAAUUACUGGGCUCUCGCACCCUGGAGGGCAACGACCUACGACCCGAAUGGCGCAACAUGCUUCGUUUAGAAGACGUGCCAUGGCUUCGAGAUCAUCGAAUUAUCAAUGAUACCGUAUUCCCCUGUGCAGGCUACCUUGCAAUGGCAGUGGAGGCCAUGCGACAGAUCUCCUCAGACGACCGUUGCACCUUCCGGGAUGUCAUGGUGCACACAGCAUUAAUAUUGAAUGAGUCCAAGACAGUUGAGAUGAUCACGAAUCUACACCCUAUCCGGCUUAUCACUAUGUUGGACUCUGACUGGUGGGAAUUCAGCAUAAUCUCGUUCAACGAGACUGCCUGGAUCAAGCACUGUGUAGGCCAGAUCCGAGCGGGGGGCACGCAUCCUACCUCAAUACCGCCCUCUUCCCAGUAUCCCCGGUCAGCCAACGGCCUGUAUGCAAUGAUGAAGAAAAUCGGUCUUAACUAUGGCCCAUGUUUCCGAGGUUUGACUGGAGUGACUUGUCUACCGGGUAAGAACGUGGCUUCUGCCAGGCUAGUGGCAACUACGGUAUCUGAACCUCCCUACGUCGUUCACCCAACAACCAUAGAUCACUGUCUGCAACUGUUGGUUCCAGCAAGUUGUGGCGGUAUUUACCGUCGCAUGUCCCAUUUAUGUGUUCCAACAAGGAUCGAGCAAAUCUAUAUCAGUGGCAGCAGGAGUUCCACGGAUGCGGUCGUCGAGGCUGCUGCCACAACUAGCUCUACCAGUGCGAUUUCUGGGAAAGUGGUAGCGAAGUCCGAAAAAGGCAUUUUUCUGUCUCUAGCGGGAGUCAGAUAUUCCCCUUUGGAAACAAAUUCAAUAGCGGACAAGCCUGAUACGAUCGGGGCGGCUAAAUUACACUGGAAGCCCCACCUUCAACUGAACAUGAUACAUUUCAUGAUCAAAACCAGCGAGGGCUCAAGAAAAGGCUCAGCAAACCUUGAACGACUGGAAAAACUGGCACUUCUGUGUAUGCACCUACAGAAGUUCCGCUCGUGGAUUGGGCUCCAAAUAGUUAGGGCAUGGAACAACAAGUACGACUUGCUUCCAAAUGCAGAGGAGAUGUUAUUUCACAGCACUGAUGCCCGGCUCGCAUUAAUUCAUGAGUUGAAACACCUCGUGUCGCAAACCGACGCUGGAAUCGUAGCCGAGCUCAUCACCAGGAUUCUAGAUAAUUGCAUUGCUCUCACCCAGGGGCAAGUGGACAGUCUUGAAUUACUCCAAGCAGACAACGGACUUGGCAAGUAUUAUGAUUUCGCCGAGUCUAGAACAAACUCAGUCAAGUUCUUCGCUUCUGCAGGCCAUACAAAUCCCACCUUGAGGGUGCUCGAGAUUGGGGCUGGCACCGGAAGCGUCACGGCAACAGCCCUGCGAGGUCUAACCACAUCCUCUGGCCCGGAGUGUGACCGCCUGUACUCACUGUACACCUUUACUGAUAUUUCCGCUGGAUUCUUUCCCGCAGCGCAGGAAAGGUUCAAAGAAUAUCAAGGACUGGAAUUCAAGAUGCUUGACAUCACGAAAGACCCAAUCGAACAAGGUUUUGAGGCCAAAUCAUACGAUUUGAUCAUUGCAAGCAAUGUUCUACAUGCCACUCCCAUAAUCCACGGCACUCUGGUUAACGUGCGAAAGCUGCUUGCUCCCCGAGGUUACCUAUUUCUGCAAGAAUUAUGCCCAACGAUAAGGGCUACGAGCCUAAUUAUGGGAAUAUUGCCAGGAUGGUGGCUGGGCGAGAAUGAUGGGAGAGUUGAUGAGCCGUUCAUGCCUUCCCACAAGUGGGAAUACGCUCUGAAACGGGCAGGGUACUCGAAGGCUGCCGAAGUCUUCGACGGCCCUCGCCCAUAUCACAUCAACGUCAAUAUGGUCUAUCGGCCUGCACAACUCCUACCCAAUAUUCAUCGCGUGACUCUACUCCACAAUGUUGGACAGGAUAUUGAGCAUCUCCUAGAUACGCUAACGAUCCGUGGAUAUCAGGUCGACUUGAGCACACUUCAAGAUGGGCCUCCACCGGAUCAAGACAUUAUCUCAGUUUUGGUGCUCGAAGCACCGCUCUUUGCGAACGUAUCCCACGAAGAUCUGAUAGCCUUCCAGAGAAUGGUGGCUAGACAAGGGAACAGCAAGAUACUGUGGCUCAUUCCGGCGGCCCAAUAUGAAGUAAGUUCAUCACCCGAGUUUGGCCUCACCCUUGGCCUCGCUCGAAUGCUACGAGCAGAGAACUCUGUCUCAUUCGCAACACUGGAAUCAAAUUGGCUCAAAGAUCGAUUCGGCCUACUGAUAGUGAAGAUAUUCGAAGACCUUCACAGCCAUGAUUCACAGGGAUCACUCGAUGCAGAUAGCGAGUUCUUCAUCCGUAAUGGGACCAUUCUAGUAGGACGAUAUUAUCCGGCCUCAGUGGCCCACGACCUGGCAAUCACGGCAUCCAAGCCUUGCACUGCUAAGUUGGCCAUCGGGCGCCCCGGACUUUUGCAAACUCUACAAUGGACCCCUUUGACAACAAGAGAACCUGAGCACGGUGAAGUGGUCAUUCAGCCGCAAUUAAGUAUCGGGCUGGAAGGCUCCGGUGUGGUAACAGAGGUAGGUACUGGAGUAACCGACCUUCACAUUGGCGACCGAGUUAUUUACCUCAACAAAAAUUGCUUUGCAACCCGUAUCACGAUUUCAGCUACGAAAUGCGCCAAGAUCCCGCAAAACAUUUCAUAUGAGGAAGCUGCCACUCUGCCUGCCGUCUAUGCUACUGUCAUCCACUCGCUUCUAGACAUCGGUGGUCUACAGAGCGGCCAGUCAGUGCUGAUUCACUCCGCAUGUGGAGGCAUUGGGAUCGCAGCCUUGAACAUCUGCCAGAGCAUUGGUAGAGUCCAGGUUUAUACAACUGUCGGAAACGAGGAAAAGGCCCGUUAUCUUACAGAAGCCUUCAGUAUCCCUCGCACUCCAUGUGGUAAAAUGCUUGAAAUAGGAAAGGAAGACAUUGUUGGAAAGGCCCAGUUGAACAUGGGUCUCUUCGAGGCAAAUAGAAGCUUUAUUGGUAUCGAUUUGAAUGGACUUGACACUUCGAAGCGUCACCGGCUACUUGUCUGUACCCUUCAAAUGCUCGAAUCAGGAGACAUCAAGCCUAUUUCACCCAUGACAGUCUUCCCUGCCGUUCAGAUUGAGGACAGUUUCCGUUACAUGCAGAAAGGCGCGCACAUGGGGAAGAUCAUCGUGACAAUUCCAGAGGGAGGGCAGGACUUACCACUAGCUGCAACUACUCCUGACCUGACUCUAAGCGCCGAUGCCUCUUAUCUUCUUGUUGGCGGGAUGGGCGGCCUGGGCCGAGCAAUAGCGACCUGGCUCGUCGAGAGAGGCGCCAGAUACCUCAUCUUCUUCUCCCGAUCGGCCGGAACAUCAGAGCAGGACCUACGAUUUAUUGAAGAGCUAGAAUGUCAGAGUUGCAGUGUCCAAACCAUUCAAGGCAGUGUCAUAAACAAAGAAGACGUUAUGAACAUCACCCAAGUCGCAAAGAAACCAAUCAAGGGGGUCUUCCAACUGUCAAUGGUACUUCAAGACAAGCCAUUCAUGGAAAUGGAUCUCUCAGACUGGACCGCCGCAAUUGAACCAAAAGUUCAAGGAACAUGGAAUCUACACCAUGCGAUGCCGGAAGUUCUGGACUUCUUCUUCGUUGCUGGAUCCAUUAGCGGGAGUCUAGGUCUCCCCGCCUCAGUCUUACACAUCGGUCUCAUGGACGACAUUGGCUAUCUAGCUAAAAACAGUGACAAAGCAGAUGCUCUUCGCGCCGCGGACGGGUACUUUCUCAGAGAGAUGGACCUCUUGGAUUCACUCAAUUGGGCCAUUGUCAAAUCCGCAGUGGAUCCAAUGGAAGAUGGAUCAUUAACAAUCGGGCUACGCUGCGACAAGCCUCUCUCCGAUCCUUCCAAUCGUAUAAUGUGGAGAAAGGACCCUCGCAUGGCAGUCUUUCACAACAUAUAUAAUGAGGCACCAGCCAAUAGCAGUGAAGCAGAUCCGGAAACAGUGCUUGAUGGCCCUGUUUCAGUGGAAGUAGUAACACAUGAAUUGGCUGUCAAGAUCUACACUUUCAUGCUACAGCCAUUGGAGGAUCUAGAUGUGGGCGUAUCACCAGCCGCGCUGGGCAUUGAUUCCCUUGUCACUAUUGAGAUCAGGAACUGGAUGAAGAGAUGCCUGGGCGGCAUUGAGAUCAGCACAUUGGAGAUCUUGAAUGCAGGGUCCAUUGCUAAUCUAGGGAUGCUGAUAAUCGAGGCGCUGAAGAAGAAGUUCGUUUCACAGAUUGCGAGAGCGGAAGGGGGUGCGUAA